GAUCGCCGGUGCGCUGUGUCCCUCGGACACAGCGGAUCACGGAAAGAGCCGAAGAUGUCGGCUCAGUCAUGUGAUCAGCUGUGUCCAAUCACAGCUGAUCACAUAAGUGCCACCUGUCAGUGCUCAUCAGUGCCACGUGCCAGUGCCCAUCAGUGCCACAUCAAUACCACAUAUCAGUGCAUACCAGUGCACAUCAAUGCCACAUAUCAGUGCCCAUCUGAGCUGCCUUUCAAUGUCACCCAUCAGUGCCACCUAUCAAUGCCAAUCAGUGCUGCCAAUCAGUGCCACCUAUCAGUGCCAGUCAGUGUUGCCUAUCAGUGCGCUUCAGUGCCAGUCAGUGCCGCCUAUCAGUAUCAUGUAUCAGUGUCAUGUAUCAGUGCUGCCUUUCAGUGCCCAUCAGUGAUGCCUGUCAAUGCCCACCAG
This is a messenger RNA of Staurois parvus, 423 nucleotides long. The record is from the annotation of a GenBank genome assembly. Lineage: Eukaryota; Metazoa; Chordata; Amphibia; Anura; Ranidae.